Talpa occidentalis (Iberian mole) is the source of this 969-nucleotide messenger RNA. RefSeq names its product olfactory receptor 7D4-like. Gene Ontology annotation, biological process: G protein-coupled receptor signaling pathway. Gene Ontology annotation, molecular function: olfactory receptor activity; G protein-coupled receptor activity. Gene Ontology annotation, cellular component: membrane. The record is from RefSeq and is a predicted model, not a curated record. The coding region runs from base 4 to 969 and encodes 321 amino acids. The transcript has a single exon. Lineage: Eukaryota; Metazoa; Chordata; Mammalia; Eulipotyphla; Talpidae.
UACAUGGGAACAGGAAAUCAUUCAGGAGCAUCUCAGUUCCUCCUCCGGGGCCUCUCAGACGACCCUGCCCUGCAGCCCCUCCUCUUUGGGCUGUUCCUAUCCAUGUACCUGGUCACUGUGCUUGGGAACCUGCUCAUCAUCCUGGCCGUCAGCUCUGACCCCCACCUGCACACCCCCAUGUACUUUUUUCUUUCCAACUUGUCCUUUGUUGACAUCUGUGUCAUCUCCACGACUGUCCCCAAGAUGCUGGUGAACGUUGAGGCACAGAGCAAAGGCAUCUCCUACACAGGAUGCCUCACUCAGGUGUAUUUUGUAAUGGUUUUUAUUGGACUGGACCAUUUCCUCCUGACCCUGAUGGCCUAUGACCGGUUUGUGGCCAUCUGUCACCCCCUGCACUACAUGGUCAUCAUGAACCCCCGCGCCUGUGUCCUUCUGGUUUUGAUGUGCUGGUGCAUCAUUUUCUGGGUUGCCCUGGUUCAUGUUCUUCUGAUUAUGCAGAUGAAAUUCUCUACAGUCACUGAAAUCCCACAUUUCUUCUGUGAGUUGACUAAGAUUCUGAAAGUAACCUGCUCCGACACCCUCAUCAUUAACAUCUACUUGUAUGUGACUUCUGCCCUGUUGGGUUUGUUUCCUAUUAGUGGAAUCCUCUACUCUUACUCUCAAAUCAUCUCCUCCUUAAUGAAGAUGUCGUCCUCUACCAGCAAGUAUAAAGCCUUCUCCACCUGCGGGUCUCACCUCUGUGUGGUCUCCCUGUUCUACGGGACAGGCCUGGGGGUCUACCUCAGCUCUGCUGUGACCCGUUCUUCAGAGAAAAGCUCAGUUGCUUCAGUGAUGUACACGGUGGUCACCCCCAUGCUGAACCCCUUCAUCUACAGCAUGAGGAACAAGGAUGUGAAGGGGGCCCUCAGAAAGCUGGUCAACAGAGGAGUCUCUUGUCCACUGUGGGUCUCUGGGCUCAGUAGUUUGUGA